UUGAAAGCUCACUGGUUUCUAUGUUCACUUUGUAGCUGGAAGGAAAAGUCGACUCGUAGAAAGAACGGGCCUUCCCAACAAAACCAACGAAUAAUUGAGUGUUACUGCAUCCACGAGGAAGGAAAAAAGAAAUGGAAAGAAUAUUUGUGAAUCAAAUUGAAGCCCACUGGUCUGACUUGAGAUUUCCCAUUCGGAACGUGCAGCCAGCCUUUGCAAUCAUUUCUGAGCGCCGCACUGGAGUAGUCGCAACCGACCACACAAAUGGGGCUGAAACAACGUACCCGAUUUCCAGGGAGUGAUAUCCUUAAUGCGUGCUGUAGAGAAAAAUGAUACGAUCAUCUCUGCGUAUUAUCCGCCAUGAGUUUGCUCGAUAUAAACCGGAGGCGCUGCCUUCUCUUUUGCUCGUCACAAGAGAACAUCACACUUCGAGUCCAGAGCUAUGUCUUCUGUGAAUCCCAACUUUGCUUCCCAAGGAUGGAAGUCCGCGCCUUUUAUCUUCGCUGCUAUUGGACUGGAAAACAUGGCCUUCCUUUCGGUCGGGAUAAACUUGUUUCCAUACAUGUUUACCACGAUGCACUUCUCCAUUACCGAUGCGGCCAACGCGGUUACCAAUUUCAUGGGAACUUCUUUUCUUCUCACUCUGCUGGGAGGAUUUCUGUCUGACGUCUGCUUGAGCAAGUUCUGGACAAUCAGCACUGGAGCAGCGAUAGCAUCUGUGGGAUUUACAUUCUUGACACUUUCGUCUUCGAUUCCCGCGCUGCGGCCGCCUCCAUGUCCGUUACUCAGUCCAGAAUGCCAGGAGGCGAGUGCCACAGGAAAGCUGGUUCUUUUCCUAGGACUCUACCUCGUCGCGAUUGGGAGUGGAGCUGUCAAGAGCAAUCUAGCAGCAAUCGGCGCGGAUCAAUUCGACAGCACGGCCAACUCGAAAGAGAAAAGAGAGAUAUCGACUUACUUCAACUGUGCUUUCGUCGCUUUUUGCUUGGGAGCCAUCGUUGCUGUCACCGCGCUCGUCUACGUCCAGGACAACGUCUCUCGCCAAUGCGGCUACGCCAUAGCUCUCGGCACAGUGCUGCUGGCGACCAUUUUCUUCGUUUCCGGUCGCAAGUUCUACCGAAGAACAUCCCUGGGAAAGAAUCCACUGCUCAGUGUUGCCCGAGUUUUCGUAGCGGCUCUAUACAACUGGAGAGUGGCAGUGCCUUUGGAUAGCAACGAGACGAUUCAGGAUGAAGAAUCUGGAGACAAAGUCGACAAUUAUAUUCAACGCACUCCACAGUUCAAAUUCUUGGACAGAGCAGCAGUCCACACGAAAGCCAUGACAAACGACACAAUCCCGUGGAACCUAUGCACAGUGACACAAGUCGAGGAAGCCAAGAUCGUGCUGAGGAUUAUACCCGUUUUCGCGAGCACCAUCAUGAUGAACUGCGUGCUGGGCCAGCUCCAGACAUUCUCCCUGGCCCAAGGCAAGACCAUGGAUCGAAAAGUCACGCACAAGUUCGAGAUCCCGCCGGCAUCGCUGCCGUUUUUCCCGCUGGCGAUCAUGGUGGUUUUGGUUCCGAUCUACGACAGGCUCAUCGUCCCGGUGAUCCGACGAGCAACAGGACACGAGCACGGCAUCACGCACCUCCAGAGAAUCGGGGUUGGACUGCUGCUCGCGGUUUCCUCCAUGGCCAUCGCAGCUCUGGUGGAGGAGAGGAGGAUCCGCGUAGCAACAGCGAGCAGGCUUCUGGAUCGUCCAGCCGAGAUUAUUCCCAUGAGCAUCUGCUGGCUUGGACUGCAGUACGUGACGUUUGGCAUCGCGGACAUGUUCACGUUCGUGGGCCUCCAGGAAUUCUUCUACAGUGAAUCUCCGGCCGGGCUCAAGAGCAUGGCGACAUCGCUGGCGUACGUUUCCAUCGCCAUUGGCUACUUCAUGAGCUCCUUGCUCGUCUCCAUCGUGAACGCAUGCACACGUAGGAAAGGUGGCGAAGGUUGGCUGCCAGACAAUCUUAACAGGAGCAGGCUUCGCGAUUUCUACUGGCUCUUGGCGUGUCUUAGCACCGCCAACUUGAUCAACUACGUCUUUUGGGCGUUGUGGUAUCGGAGGAGAGAACUUGCGGACGGGGAGCUGCGAAACAAGGAGAAUCAGGAUUUGGAUGUUAUGAGCUCGGAGAAUCAAUAACUUUUUUGGAAACAUGCUCUUGUGGCAAGACAAAGGAGUAGAAAACAAAGGUGGCGCUAUUAAUAUUUUUCACCGGUAUCAAUAUAGUAUUGUCGCAUCCUCAAUGCUAUUCUUUUUUAAGCUAACCAAGAAGCCAAAUGUCAACCAGCAAGCGGAAAUAGCAAUGAAAGCAAUAAGAAACAAUGAGAAACAUGUCUCUUUUA
Molecule: messenger RNA, 2361 nt
Organism: Selaginella moellendorffii
Lineage: Eukaryota; Viridiplantae; Streptophyta; Lycopodiopsida; Selaginellales; Selaginellaceae
Product: protein NRT1/ PTR FAMILY 4.3
Exons: 5
Coding region: 440-2158 (572 amino acids)
Biological process (GO): transmembrane transport
Cellular component (GO): membrane
Molecular function (GO): transmembrane transporter activity
Source: RefSeq, a predicted model, not a curated record